UUGUACACUGUACAAUAUACAUUCUCUAUCUCCCCUCUGUUUCCAAUUUCCCCUGCGCUUAAAUUUUCUGCUACGGUAUUAUCGUCGAAUGUACAAAAUAAUCGUGCAGUUGAUGCGAAUCGUCAAGGAAGAUUAGUUAAACUUCGAAUUGCAAUCGCGUGCCGGCACAGCGAGUUACCAGGCAAGAUUCUAGAGCCUUGGUAAUAAUUUAUUCAACCUUGACGGGCUCAUUUUGCAAAACAUAUCCUAAUCUUCACGAUGCAGCUGCAGUUUUAAAAAGGAUACGGAUGACAGUAGUAUUUGAUCAUAUCUAGGCAGCUGCGGAGUCUUUCCACUUCCAUCCUUAUUACAGCAAGACCCCGGAGGUUCUUGGACCAUAUAACGUGCAUUCGCCACCGCACGACUCUCAGUUUCAUUUCGGCAGGUGGAGAAUAACGUUUGGUUGUGUUCGCAUGCAGUUCGGUUUAUAAAAACGUCUUUACACUCCACUUCGAAACUUUAUACCGACGCAAAAGUAUGAGACCCCUGGCCAGAUUCGCCCUGCGGACCUUCGGUGGUCGGCAAAAUGGGAGAAAAGAUUGUCUUCAGCAGUGUUCGAGGGGCGUCAGUUCGCAGGAGGUUUUCAAACGGGAAUCCAAGCACGGGGCCCAUAACUACGCGCCGUUGCCCGUCGCCCUUACGAAAGCGGAAGGGAUUUGCAUGUGGGACGUCGAAGGGAAACGAUACUACGAUUUUUUAAGCGCCUAUUCAGCCGUCAACCAGGGACAUUGUCACCCCAAGAUCUACAAGGCGAUGGUCGAGCAGGCAAAAAUUCUGACCCUCACAUCUCGCGCAUUUUACUCAGACGCGUUGGGUGAAUUUGAGGAAUACAUCACGAACCUAUUCGGGUACGACAAAUGGUUGCCAAUGAACACGGGAGUGGAGGGUGGAGAGACAGCCUGCAAGUUGGCCCGGAAAUGGGGUUACUCCAACAAAGGAAUUCCCGAGAAUUCAGCGAAGAUCGUAUUCGCCGAGGGGAAUUUUUGGGGCAGGACCAUGAGCGCGAUUUCGUCCAGCACGGACCCGAGCAGCUAUAAAGGCUUCGGUCCGUACAUGCCCGGGUUCCAGGUGAUCCCCUACGACGACCUGAAGGCCCUGGACGAGGCUUUAGCCGAUCCCAACGUGUGCGCUUUUAUGGUGGAGCCGAUCCAGGGAGAGGCUGGUGUCGUCGUUCCCCAGGAAGGCUACCUGAAGAGUGUCAGGGAGCUUUGCACGAAACACAACGUGCUCUGGAUCGCCGAUGAGGUUCAGACCGGUCUGGCGAGGACCGGCAAGCGAUUGGCGGUCGAUCACGAGGGAGUGCGACCGGACAUCGUUAUCUUGGGAAAAGCGUUGUCCGGGGGAUUUUACCCGGUAUCCGGAGUUCUCGCCGACGACCAAGUAAUGCUCACUAUUAAACCCGGUGAGCACGGAUCGACCUACGGCGGUAAUCCUUUGGGUUGUAGGAUCGCCAUGGCUGCGCUUCAGGUACUGGAGGAUGAAAAACUAGCCGAAAACGCCCAGAGGCUGGGUGAAAUACUGAGAAAGAAGCUGGGCGAGCUGCCGAAAGAAAUCGUCAAGCUGGUCCGCGGGAAGGGAUUGCUCAACGCGAUCGUUGUCGCCGAUGGUUUUGACGCGAUGGAGAUUUGCUUGAAAUUCCGCGACGAAGGACUUCUUGCUAAACCCACACAUCGUCAAAUAAUCAGGCUGGCUCCACCGCUGGUUAUAAACGAAGAACAACUCGAGGAAUCGAUCGGUAUUAUAUCCAAAGUGAUCAACCAAUAUCAGAAAUAAUACAACUUCGAUUUAUACAAUAUACUCGCUCGAACGACUGAAUUAUAAUAUUUAACUUAUUCAAUUCAUGCAAAUGUAGGUAUAUGUAUAUGCGUGCAUGUGGUUUGUACAUUAAUGAAAUACUACAAUUUUAUAAUAAUUUUUUUUACUGCGAUCGAUUUUGACGACUCAAUAUUUGAUUUGAUGUCUCACCUCGACUUAUAUAUUAUCGAUAUAAAUAUCAAUACUGAAAUAACCGUUCGAAAAUAUUGAAAAUUGUACAUUUUCAAAUUGUGUAAUGGUUGUAUUUAAAGUAUCAUAUUACGCAUGAAAGUCCUGAGAAUGAUUCAUAGAAAGUUGAUAUGUACAAAAACUUUGAAGAAUAUUUAUAGAUUUAGUUCAUUACUUUACUUUUCGUGAUAUAUAUUUUGAAAAGAAAAUUUCAUAAUUGGUGCAUUAUCACAUUGAGAAACAUAAUUGAUGAUUGGUAAUACGGUAGUGAAAAAAACAAUAUUCCCGAUCAAAUUAUCUGUCGACCUUAGUCUCGUGUCCAAGAGAAUAAAAAUUCACUUUCAAGUAACAACAAACUUACGCGUACUCACAGCGAUAAAAGUUUAUCCCCGGUGUUUUGAAGCUGCCUAUUAUUUGCUGAACUGAGAACGAGUGCUAACAACAAUUGUGGCGUCUGUCGAGUGACAACGACGUUAAUCGUCCAGACGUCAAUACACGAAUACAGAAUUA
Messenger RNA from Neodiprion fabricii, 2532 nucleotides. Its product is annotated as ornithine aminotransferase, mitochondrial-like. Lineage: Eukaryota; Metazoa; Arthropoda; Insecta; Hymenoptera; Diprionidae. Gene Ontology annotation, cellular component: cytoplasm. The transcript is spliced from 6 exons. Bases 517 to 1812 code for a protein of 431 amino acids. The record is from RefSeq and is a predicted model, not a curated record. Gene Ontology annotation, molecular function: identical protein binding; pyridoxal phosphate binding; L-ornithine transaminase activity.